GUCGAAUGCACAAGCUCGUCUGCUCAGUAGAGUUCCAGGGCUUGGAAGGAGGGAAGCGGAUUGUCGGGGCUUCUUACUUUGUGCUGUGCGUAAGUGCUUUUGUAGUGGGCCAUCUGGACUGGCAGGAUUUCCUCCGAAUCUAAAAUAUGUUGUCUGAUCUGGAAAACUGUGGGCUGCUGUGAAAAUCUGGGAAGGCAGCAGGAAACGUAGACAAGAACUAGUUUGCAGCUUUCCUAACAGAGGUGACAAGAAUGGAAGACACUUUGCCUUGCCUUGCUUCUGUGUGCAAUAAUUCAUCAGCACUUAUAAACUUCUGCACUGAUGAUAGCAUUUCUGCAGCAAGUACAUCCGAUGUCCAAGACCGCCUUUCAGCUCUUGAACUGAGAGUGCAGCAGCAAGAGGAUGAAAUCACAGUGCUGAAAGCAGCUUUGGCUGAUGUAUUAAGACGUCUUGCCAUCUCUGAAGAUCAUGUUGCAUCUGUGAGAAAAUCAGCACCAAGUAAAGGUCAGCCAGGCCUCCGUGAAGCUAUCUCCAUGUCCUGCAUCACCAAUGGAAGUGCAGGAAGCAGAAAAGCCAGCCAUAGCCCUUCUGUUCCAAUAGCCCGAAAAGAAACUCUCUCAUCCGCUGCGAAAAGUGGUACAGAAAAAAAGAAGGAAAAACUUCAUGGACAAACAGAGAAAAAAGAGGACUCUCAUUCUAAUGAUCAAAGCCCACAAAUUCAAGCAUCACCUUCACCUUCUCCCCAGCCCUCUGCACAGACUCUCCCAACACACAGGCAGACCCCAGAAGUCAAGAGUUCUGCUCCAGGCAAAAGUGUAAAGAGAUUGUCUACACUUGAAAAAUCACACAGUGCAUGGGAAAGUUCAGAAGAUAGUCGUAAUAAACUAAUGAGGGCAACUUCUGCAUCAAAAUUGGUAUCCAAAAGUGGCAAGAAUGCAGAUAAACACAAAGAUGUCAUCGUCAGCCAAGCAAAAAUGUCAGCCCGAGAAAAGAACAGCCAAGAGGGAGAGUACAUCAAGAUGUUCAUGCGUGGACGGCCAAUCACAAUGUUUCUUCCUUCGGAUGUAGACAAAUAUUACGAAAUAAAGACAGAACUGCCUCCUGAGAAAUUAAAACUGGAGUGGGUAUAUGGCUAUCGUGGAAGGGACUGUCGAGCCAAUGUUUACCUCCUUCCUACUGGAGAAAUAGUGUAUUUCAUAGCAUCUGUGGUAGUACUGUUUAACUAUGAAGAGCGGACUCAGCGCCACUACUUGGGACAUACAGACUGUGUUAAAUGCCUUGCUGUUCAUCCAGAUAAAAUUAGGAUUGCAACUGGACAGCUAGCAGGAGUGGAUAAAGAUGGAAGACCUUUACAGCCCCAUGUUAGAGUAUGGGACUCCGUGAGCUUGAUGACUCUGCAAGUUAUUGGCCUUGGGACUUUCGAGCGUGGAGUGGGCUGUCUGGAUUUUUCAAAAUCAGACUCAGGUACACAUUUGUGCGUGAUUGAUGAUUCUAACGAGCACAUGCUGACCAUCUGGGAUUGGCAGAAGAAAUCAAAAGUAGCCGAGAUAAAGACUACAAAUGAAGUUGUUCUUGCAGUAGCAUUCCAUCCAACUGAUAAAGACACAAUAAUAACAUCCGGCAAAUCUCACAUCUUUUUCUGGACUUGGAAUGGCAAUUCUUUAACAAGGAAGCAAGGGAUAUUUGGGAAAUAUGAAAAACCCAAAUUUGUUCAGUGCUUAGCAUUUUUAGGAAAUGGAGAAGUUCUCACUGGUGACUCAGGUGGGAUACUGCUUAUAUGGAGCAAAACUACUGUAGAAGCCACACCAGGGAAAGGAUCAAAAGGUGUGUAUCAGAUAAGCAGGCAAAUCAAAGCGCAUGAUGGCAGCGUGUUCACACUGUGUCAAAUGAGGAAUGGGAUGCUGUUGACUGGAGGUGGGAAGGACAGAAAAAUAAUUUUGUGGGAUCAUGACUUGAACCCGGAAAGAGAAAUAGAGGUUCCUGAUCAAUAUGGGACAAUCAGAGCCGUAGCAGAAGGCAAAGCAGAUCAAUUUCUACUUGGCACUUCACGGAAUUUCAUUUUGCGAGGAACAUUUAAUGAUGGUUUCCAGGUGGAAGUACAGGGGCAUACAGAUGAACUCUGGGGUCUGGGAACACAUCCCUUCAAAGAUCUCUUCUUAACGUGUGCUCAAGAUCGGCAAGUUUGUAUGUGGAACUCGGUGGACCACAUGCUUGAAUGGACCAGGCUGCUAGAUGAACCAGGACAUUGUGCUGACUUCCAUCCAAGUGGAACAGUGGUAGCAAUUGGAACACACUCAGGAAGGUGGUUUGUUCUGGAUGCCGAAACCAGAGAUUUGGUUUCAAUACAUACAGAUGGCAAUGAGCAGCUCUCAGUGAUGCGCUACACAGUAGAUGGCACCUUACUUGCAGUGGGAUCCCACGAUAAUUUCAUUUACCUCUACACAGUAACAGAAAAUGGAAGGAAGUACAGCAGAUAUGGGAAGUGCACUGGACAUUCCAGCUAUAUUACGCACCUUGACUGGUCCCCAGAAAAUAAGUACAUAAUGUCAAACUCGGGAGACUAUGAAAUACUAUACUGGGACAUUCCAGCUGGCUGCAAACUAAUGAGGAAUCGUUCUGAGUGUAAAGAUAUAGAUUGGACAACGUACACUUGUGUGCUGGGAUUUCAGGUAUUUGGAGUGUGGCCUGAAGGAUCAGAUGGGACAGAUAUCAAUGCACUUGUCAGGUCCCACAACAGGAAGGUGAUAGCAGUUGCUGAUGACUUUUGUAAAGUCCAUCUAUUUCAGUAUCCCUGCUCCAAGGCAAAGGCACCAAGUCAUAAAUACAGUGCUCACAGUAGCCAUGUGACUAAUGUCAGCUUCACUCAUAAUGAUAAUCACUUGAUUUCAACUGGAGGCAAAGAUAUGAGUAUCAUUCAAUGGAGACUUGUGGAGAAAGUGACUCUGCCGCAGAAUGACAUUACAGUCGAAAUGGGCGCAACCAAAGUGCCUGUGAGUGUCAGUGAAAGCUUUGUACAGCCGAGCACCCCUGUUCCCCUUACUCAGCCAUUUGACGAAAUGGCAGCCAAUGAAAAUGUAACAGACAGUUCCAUGACAUCCUUGGAGACUAGCCUGGAGCAGACUGUGGAAGCCAAUGAAGAGCAGAGUGAGGAGCAAAGUGAGGGAAGCAGUCUGGAUCCAGGUGAGCCAAACUGUGAAGAACCAUCCAAUGAAACAAGCAAGGAGCAGAGUGAAUCCACUAUUACUGAAGACCAACAAGAAAACACUCUGUUGUCUUAACAGCUUGAGACUUUUUUUAAACAAAAUACUUUUUCCCCUCAGGGUGCAUACUUUUGUAAAAAGGAGGAGGGUUCAAGUUGGGGAAGGGAAGCAUCUCCAAACCAGGAGCAGUUUGGGUUUCAGUUGAAGACCUCUAGUCUGAUCUUCUGUUUUCAGUGCAUGGAACUAUUGUAAGGACCCAUAUUGAUAGUUCCAGUCAAGAGCUGGUCAGCAUAGUAGGAUGUAACCAUAGAUUAAAUAUAAUUCUGAAGUUGCUAUCAGAAAGAGGCACGGUGCAAAUGACUGGGGCUAGAGGGGGAAGAGGAAUUGGCUCCAGCCGUAUGCUGAGGGGGCAGGGGGAAGCCUUCUGUGAAAGAACUUUUAACACCAAACAGAAGGACUAAGUAAUACCUUCUGUGUAAUGCAUCCAAGGUGCAGCAAAGCAAAUAAAACAGCAAGCUCUUUAUGGAGCUCUUCCUUCUUUUUUUAUAUUAAAGAAAGAGGGAGAGAAGAAAAAGACAACAUCACAGCAGAGCCAUGUAGUACAUAAUGCUUGCUGCCUUCUUUAUUAACAUCUAUGCAAUUUUGAAACACUACUAAUUCCUACUAGCCUCCAGACACGCUCUGUCCUGGGUACUGCUAGUUCUAAGGCAACUCAUAUUCAAGAACACUUCUCAUUUCCUGACGAUGGAUCUUAAGUUCAGUCUUUUAAGACAACAACCUUUGAUUAGUUUUUGAAUUGACGACUGCCAUUUGACGUCUUUCCAAGGAGCUACUUGCCUAGACAUAUUGAAACUCAAGAACACCUACUGUGACCUUGAUGUGAACUGACUUGAUUGCAUGAUUACUAAAGUUCUAAUUCUCAAGUUAAACUUGGCCUUCGGAUGAUACAGCUCAUUCCCUCUCUAAGAGGCUAAAUAUUAGAGGAAUAUCAUUAAGUUAUGUAAUCUGGUGCUUGGGGUUAAUGUAAUAAAUCAAUUAUUUAGAGGUAACCAUCAGAAAAAGAAAAUGUCAAAUAUGGGUUUUUUUACAGCCUGCUUUUUAAUAGCUAUAAUAUAAAUGUCACAUUAACUUGGAUUACGUUGGAUAUUUUUGAAUUUCUCUCUUCUCUGUUAUAUUUUUGAUUGUUUUUCUUUUGCCCAGUUUCUAUAAGCCUUGCAGCUCUGAGAUGGCUGGACCUGGCCAGUUACGGGAUAUCAUGGCAUUUUAUUAUGCGUUUGGAAAAUUACCUUUUUUUAAAAAAAUACACAAAAAAACCCUGUCAGCUACACUUUUCUUAAUUAUCUAGUUUCCUACAUUUAAAAGAGUUUGCUGAAAAAAAUUCCUAGUUUAUGUUUUGAUUUCUUGGGAUCUUUUUUUAUUAUGCUGAUAUUUUAGGAUUUAGUUAGAAAUCGUGUUUAGAAACUUUGGAUGAGUUUGUUAAGUCUUAAGUGUGCAAGCGUUUACGUGAUUGUGCCAUUCCAAAGUGCAUCAGAACUGUCAUUCCCUUCUAGUAUCUUCUCAGGAGUAAAUACUACAGAUCAGGUAUCUAUUCAUCAUUGAUAACAUUGAGAACUCGGAACUCCCAAAGGACAAUCGUGUGUGCUUAUAUAUAUAUAUCUCCUCUUGUUUACAUCCAUUCCGGAAAACCUCAAGAUAAUUCUCUUCAAACAGAGAAAGGCAUGGAUUCCAAGCAACCCAUCUGUUUGUUUGUUUUUAAAACUGUGCAGUUAAAUAGUAAUGUUAUUGGAGAACUCUAGUAUGUGACUAGCUGCUUUGCCAAAUAAUGUCAGUGGGCAAAACAGAUGAUUGCAUCAAGGUGUAAUGCAUGGUUGGGAAAGCUGUGGCCGAACUUCAGCUCCCAUCAGCCCCAGCCAGCAUGGCCAAUAGUCAGGGAUGAUGAGAGUUGUAGUCUAAAAAAAUCUGGAAGGCCAGAGGUCCUCCACCCUUGCUGUGAUGGAUACCUUUAAAAAGAAUACACUUCUGGUGAAGAAGUACUUUGCAGUAAUGUUUUUCAAAGAUUAUUGGGCAUGGAGUGCUCUCUCGCGCUCUCUCGCGCUCUCUCAUCCUUGAAGCAAUGCCUUUUUGUUUGGAAAAAUCUAUUACUUGGGGGUUGCCACGUAAAAUGAGAGUUAACGUGAUUUUUCUCAUGCUGUAGUUUAAAGGAGUUUUUUUUCUAUUAUGCAAAAAAAAAAAAAGCCUUACAGCUUUUGAUUGCUGGCAACUACUGUUUAAUGGAUAAUAAAAUCUGUGAUAAUGGAUGGAAAUGGGUGGGUUUAUGUUAACUGUAGAUGUUUCAGGGGGAAAUUGUGAAUGAAAUAUGAUUUAAAGAGUGUCAUGUGAAGAUGUUUGAGCCAUUUCUAUCUAUCAUGCAUUCCUGUCUCAUGGCAGAAAAAAAAAGAUUUAAAAAA
Molecule: messenger RNA, 5647 nt
Organism: Rhineura floridana
Lineage: Eukaryota; Metazoa; Chordata; Lepidosauria; Squamata; Rhineuridae
Gene: EML4
Product: EMAP like 4
Exons: 24
Coding region: 252-3278 (1008 amino acids)
Biological process (GO): microtubule cytoskeleton organization
Cellular component (GO): mitotic spindle
Molecular function (GO): microtubule binding
Source: RefSeq, a predicted model, not a curated record